Molecule: messenger RNA, 1225 nt
Organism: Chinchilla lanigera (long-tailed chinchilla)
Lineage: Eukaryota; Metazoa; Chordata; Mammalia; Rodentia; Chinchillidae
Gene: Ginm1
Product: glycoprotein integral membrane 1
Exons: 8
Coding region: 62-1048 (328 amino acids)
Source: RefSeq, a predicted model, not a curated record
GGUCCGCCCCGCCCUCGCGGCUCCGCCCUCACUGCCCGCCGCUUCACCCGGGUCGUCCAAGAUGGAAGGGCUAGGGCCGGCGCGGCUCGUUCUCCGGCUGCUUCUCUUGGUCCUGCCGGGGGCCAGGUGGCUGACGACGGCCGCCCCGGAGCCGUCGCUUCCCGGAGCCCCGCAGGAUGGCAUCAGAAUUAAUGUAACAACACUGAAAGAUGAUGGGGAAGUAUCUAAACAGGUUGUUCUUAACAUAACGUAUGAGAGUGGACAGGUAUAUGUAAAUGAUUUACCUGUAAAUAGUGGUGUAACCCGAAUAAGCUGUCAGACUUUAAUAGUGAAGAAUGAUGGUCUGGGAAAUUUGGAGGAAAAGGAAUAUUUUGGAACUGUCAGUGUAAGGAUUUUAGUUCAUGAGUGGCCUAUGACAUCGGGUUCCAGUUUGCAACUAAUUGUCAUUCAAGAAGAGGUAGUAGAGAUUGAUGGAAGACAAGCUCAACAGAAGGAUGUUAUUGAAAUUGAUAUUUUAGUUAAGGACCAGGGAGUACUGAGACAUUCAAACUACACCCUUCCUUUAGAAGAAAGCAUGCUGUACUCUAUUUCCCGAGAUAAUGACAUUUUAUUUACCCUUCCCAACCUCUCCAAAAAAGAAAGUGUGAAUUCACUGCAGACCACCAGCCAGUACCUUAUCAGGAGUGUGGAAACGACUGUAGAUGAAAAUGCUUUACCUGGCAAAUUGCCUGAAACUCCUCUCAGAGCAGAACCUCCAUCCUCAUAUAAGGUAAUGUGUCAGUGGCUGGAAAAGUUCAGAAAAGAUCUGUGCACAUUCUGGAGCAGUUUUUGCCACGUGCUCUUCCUAAUUUCUUCUGUCAUGAUAAUUGGAAUUCUAGGAGCAGCUGUGGUCUUAACCAUCUUAAAGUUAUUCCUCCCAGUUUCGGAAUACAGAGGAAUUCUUCAGGUGGAUAAAAUGAUUAUGCCUGUGACACCUAUCCACUUCUAUCCAGAGUGCUCUGAGAAGACAGCAGAAAACCUUGAAGACAAACAUGUAUUUAAAAAUUAAAGUACCGUCUCAGAUCAUGGACUCUGGACGAGUUUGUUGUCUCCAGUUUGCCAUUUGACUAUAUUUUUCUUUGAAUUACUAAGAAUCAGUUUAUGCACAGAGAAAUUGCCAAACUCCAGAGCCUGCCUGAAAACUGACUUUUACAGUGUCAAAAUAAAGUUUACCUUAUUCUAUAAA